Molecule: messenger RNA, 2198 nt
Organism: Amphibalanus amphitrite
Lineage: Eukaryota; Metazoa; Arthropoda; Thecostraca; Balanomorpha; Balanidae
Gene: Aldh7A1
Product: alpha-aminoadipic semialdehyde dehydrogenase-like
Exons: 8
Coding region: 158-1783 (541 amino acids)
Molecular function (GO): aldehyde dehydrogenase (NAD+) activity
Source: RefSeq, a predicted model, not a curated record
CUAUCACAAAUGCUACGCCUCCCGAGAAGCACGAGGCAGCCGAGCGAGCCGAGCCCCCUCUUCGUCGCCCGUUUCCGCCCCCUUUUGGCCUCGUGCCCGCAGUCGUGUGAGAUCUCUUGGCACCUGUCCCUGACCCGACCGGCUGCAGUCUCAAAUCAUGGCCGCUCUAGUUCUUUCAGUGGGUGGACGCCAGUCUUUCAGGUCUCUUGGCUUGUGUGGCCGGAUUUUCUACAGGAAUAUGAGCUCAUCGUAUCUGGUGGAUAACAAGGACGCCAAAUACGAAUUUUUGAGGGAUCUUGGCCUCCAGAGUGUCAACGAUGGUGUCUUCAAUGGAAAAUGGGGUGGACGUGGUGAGGUAGUCACGUCCAUCUGCCCAGCCAACAACAAGCCGAUCGCCCAGGUACGGACCGCCAGCCCGGAGGACUACCAGGAGACCAUCAAGGCGUCCCAGGAGGCCUGGCAGGUGUGGGCCGACCUGCCCGUUCCCAAGCGGGGAGAGAUCGUGCGUCAGAUUGGCGACGCGCUGCGCCGCUACCUGGACCCGCUCGGCCGACUGGUCUCCAUCGAAAUGGGUAAGAUCGUGCCGGAGGGUAUCGGUGAGGUGCAGGAGUACGUCGACAUCUGCGACUACGCCGUCGGCCUGUCGCGCAUGAUUGACGGCAAGGUGUUUCCGUCGGAGCGGCCCAACCACGCGCUGCUCGAGUGCUACAACCCGCUCGGCGUGGUCGGCGUCAUCUCGGCCUUCAACUUCCCCUGCGCCGUCUACGGCUGGAACAGCGCCAUCGCCAUGACGUGCGGCAACACGGUGCUGUGGAAGGGCGCUCCGAGCACGCCGCUCGUCUCCGUGGCCAUCACCCGCAUCGUGCAGCGGGUGCUGGAGACGAACAGCCUGCCGGGUGCCAUCUGCUCCCUGGUCCAGGGCGGCACCGACGUCGGCAAGCUGAUGGCGGCCGACGAGCGCAUUGGCCUGCUCUCCUUCACCGGCAGCACGGCCGUGGGACGACAGGUGGCCCUGGACGUCCAGUCGCGGUUCGGCCGCUUCCUGCUGGAGCUCGGAGGCAACAACGCCAUCCUUGUGGACGCCGACGCGGACGUUACGAUGGUGGUACGCGCGGCGCUGUUCGCCUGCGUGGGCACGGCUGGCCAGCGGUGUACGACCACCCGGCGACUGGUGCUGCACGAGAGCCUACACGAUCAGGUGGUGGCCGGCCUGGCCAAGGCCUACGCCCAGGUGCGGAUCGGCGACCCCCUGGAUGACGGCACUCUGUACGGACCCAUGCACUCGCAGCAGGGCGUGGAGGCCUACAAAAAGGCGGUCGCUGAGGCUGUCGAGCAGGGCGGAAAGAUUGAGUACGGAGGGAAGGUGCUGGAGCGCGAGGGGAACUACGUGGAGCCGACCAUCAUCACCGGCCUGGCACACGACGCGCCGGUCGUGCAGAAGGAGACGUUUGCGCCGAUCGUGUACGUGUUGAAGACGAGCUCCAUGGACGAGGCGAUCCGGUGGAACAACGAGGUGAAGCAGGGCCUGUCCAGCUCCAUCUUCACGCAGAACCUCGGCACCAUCUUCAAGUGGCUGGGACCGAAGGGCUCCGACUGCGGUAUCGUCAACGUCAACAUCCCCACCUCGGGUGCCGAGAUCGGCGGCGCGUUCGGCGGCGAGAAGCACACGGGCGGCGGACGCGAGUCGGGCUCGGACGCCUGGAAACAGUACAUGCGCCGAUCCACCUGCACUAUCAACUAUGGCACCGAGCUGCCGCUGGCGCAGGGCAUCAAGUUCGAGUGAACGCGUGCUGAGAGACCUGAUACCGCGGGCUGUGCGGAAACGGAGGUGACCGCAGCGAAGACAAAACGAGCCCGCGGUGGAGAGAAUGUUAAGCUGGUGGAGAGAUCAGUUUGUACCGACUCAAGGACGCACGUACGGGGUUUGAUAUCGAGCUUUUUGUAACCGGAGCGCUGUGCUGCGGGCGAUUUUGAUAUUUGCAUGCCGGUUCAGUCUGAGAAAAGGCGUAUUUUCUGAUGUGCGAAAAUAUGUUCAGAUCUGACCAGCAGUCGCUGUUUCUGACAUCUGAUCUGACAGCUGAAGUUGAUACGUAAACAUGUGUAGUGCAAUAGAAGCGUUAGGCUAUUGCUUGACAAUCAAGUGCCAAAUGAAUCGCGCUGGUUACUACUUUUGAUAGAAUAUACUGGCGUUACGUGAC